GGGCCACGCUUCCGAGCAGCACCCGAGUCCUCGAGAAGUAGCAGCAGCAGAGGAAGAAGCACCACCACCACCGCCACAACCAGCAGCAACACAAGCUAGUUUGCAUCCCUGCCGAGAUCACGGAUAGAUCGCAAGAGCCAAACAAACGAUCGACACCACCCCGAACAACAACACAUCUUACGUCAGGAUGGAUCCUUACCAGGGCGCCUACUCCUCGCCAAUGUCGGAGGGCAAUCCCUACCAGGACAUGCCCGACACUCCCCUCUACCCAAUGAGCCCCACCUUCGACUCGGGCGGCGGGUCCAGCGACGGGCGGCAAUACGUCUGCCUGGCGGCCGGGUGCGAGCACGUCCCAUUCAAGCGGGUCACGGACCUGGACCGGCACUACAAGUCGGUGCACACGCGCGACGAGGACAAGGACAAGUUCUUCUGCGACUACAAGAAGUGCCCGCGAAGCCAGGACCCCUUCUACCGGCCCGAGCGGCUGCGGAACCACCUGCGGGACUACCACAAGGAGGACCUGCCCAAGAAGGGCACCAAGGCGUCGGCCGAAUGGCUCAAGGAGAGGAACGUCCAGCCCAAGUGGUGGCGCUGCUACAGCUGCCUCAAGCGCGUCGAAAUCCGCCGCGAGGGCUUCACCUGCCCCACGUGUAACCAGGUCUGCGAGCCGGAUCGUCAGAGCCUGAGGGAGAAGCGGAAGAGGUGAAGACAAGAGAAGGGGGGGUGGCGGGAGAGAGAGAGAGAGAGAGAGAGAGAACAGAGGGACAACAGAGAGCAAAGGAGAGCGAAAGGGAGCGAGGUUGGGAGGAGCGGGGGAAUUAUGUGUGAUGAUACUGUGGCGCCAGGAGAGUUUGACCUUCUUCUUUUCUUCUUCAGGUUCAAACAAAGAGU
Phialemonium atrogriseum is the source of this 891-nucleotide messenger RNA. RefSeq lists its product as uncharacterized. The transcript has a single exon. The coding region runs from base 188 to 706 and encodes 172 amino acids. Lineage: Eukaryota; Fungi; Ascomycota; Sordariomycetes; Cephalothecales; Cephalothecaceae. The record is from RefSeq and is a predicted model, not a curated record.